GUUGUAUUUAAAUUCAUGUCAUUUUUAGCAUUAAAACAGACUUACGUCAAGUCAAAACUAUCACUGUGUGAGUUGCACUGCAAGGUUGAUCGGCAUAAGUACAUUCUGGUUUUUAAAGAAAUAAACGAACGCUUCCACAAAAGUUUAAUUGUUUUGGCUCUCCGUUAAUGCGCGGAAUGGUCAAUUCCAUAAGCGAAAGUUACAAAAGCCAAGCAAUAUGCGAUUUAUUGCUGCAAAUGCAGGCAUUAUUCUGGAGAACGUAUAGCGAGGAUUAUUCAAGAUUGACUAUACUAACACGAACAAUCAACUCGCGGACACGCUCUCGGGGUCUAAAUUUAAGUAUUGAGAUCAAGCCCUUGGAGAAGCUUGUACACCACUAGCGAGUAGGAAUGGUGAGAUGACACCGUUUAUUUUCUGAAGGAAAGACCGUUGACGUCGUAAAAAUCAGCGUUUUUCCUGCAAUGAUGGUCGUUACUUGUUCUUCUUCAUCAAAGCUCCUGUAUAUCGAUCGUUUGACAAAGUGCUGAGUAACUCUCCGGAAUUAUACAUCCCGUCUUUUAAACUCAUGUUGUGAACCUUUGCGUCGGAAUCUUCAUUUCGUGACGAAUGUCUGAGUCUCAUUGAAUGUGAAAAGUAUUUUCGGACUCGCAUCAUUUUUAGUGUAAUGCUGGCGAAAAAUUGAUAGAUCGUCU
This is a messenger RNA of Plasmopara halstedii, 692 nucleotides long. RefSeq lists its product as uncharacterized. Bases 168 to 380 code for a protein of 70 amino acids. NCBI's taxonomy places the organism in Eukaryota, Oomycota, Peronosporomycetes, Peronosporales, Peronosporaceae. The record is from RefSeq and is a predicted model, not a curated record. The transcript has a single exon.